Molecule: messenger RNA, 3420 nt
Organism: Mangifera indica (mango)
Lineage: Eukaryota; Viridiplantae; Streptophyta; Magnoliopsida; Sapindales; Anacardiaceae
Product: probable LRR receptor-like serine/threonine-protein kinase At1g67720
Exons: 16
Coding region: 307-3075 (922 amino acids)
Biological process (GO): protein phosphorylation
Molecular function (GO): protein kinase activity; ATP binding; protein binding
Source: RefSeq, a predicted model, not a curated record
UGAGAAAAACAGAACAAAACAAAAAAAGGUGGAAGAUCAAAUAACUCUCCGCGUUCUCCAGAAUUUCUUCGAAACUUGGUACCUCAACUUAUUCAUUUUCUCGCUUCUAAUAAUCUCUGGUUCUUCCUUUGCAAUGAAUAGAGUUGAAGGCUCUUUCAGCAGGAGUGUUUAGUGUCUCGGUGUGGCAGGUGCCGUUUCUGGCAGUUACUUCGUUUUCUGUCAAAAAAGACUUUACUAAUUUAGUUUGCUUUACCGCUUUCUUUUAUCUCAUCAGCUCGCCCGCGGUAAAUCAGUUGAAGACACGAGAUGGAGAGAGGACGUGUCUUCUUGUUGUUUCUGAUAUCUGAUAUUUUUCUCUUCUUCAAUAACUCCGCAGCUCAGAGGCCAGGUUUUGUGAGUUUGGACUGUGGGGGUAAAAGAACCUUCACUGAUGAACUAGGACUUCAGUGGACUCCUGAUGAUCAGUUUUUAUUUGGAGAAACAACUAAUAUAUCUGUUGCAAAUGAGAAUAGGCAGCAAUAUUUGACACUGAGAUAUUUUCCUGCUGAUUCUAGGAAGUACUGUUAUAAACUUGAUGUUAUUACAAGGAAUAGGUAUCUCAUAAGAGCAACAUUUCUGUAUGGUAACUUUGACAACAAUAAUGUCUAUCCAAAAUUUAACAUUUCCCUUGGGGCUACUCAUUGGUCUACUAUUGUCAUUUCGGAUAUUACUACUAUUGAGGUGCGAGAACUUAUAUUUUUGGCUUCAAGUCCUUCGAUUGAUGUGUGUUUAUCAAAUGCUACAACUGGGCAACCAUUCAUAUCUACCCUUGAGCUUCGACAAUUCAAUGGUUCAGUUUACCAUACUCCAUAUGAAGACCACCUUUAUCUUAGUGUUUCUGCUAGAAUAAAUUUUGGUGCAAAUGGUGAAGCUCCAGUUAGGUAUCCUGAUGAUCCAUUUGAUAGGAUAUGGGAAUCUGAUUCUCUGAAGAAAGCAAAUUACCUUGUUGAUGUUGCUGCUGGCACAGUUAAAGUUUCAACCAAAAUGCCUAUUGAUAUUACCACUGAUCUAAUGCCACCUGAAAAAGUGAUGCAGACUGCUGUAGUUGGUACAAAUGGAUCAUUAACUUAUAGGUUGGAUUUGGAUGGUUUUCCUGGCCUUGGUUGGGCUUUCUGCUACUUUGCUGAAAUUGAAGAUUUGGAUCCAGAUGAGUCCCGAAAAUUUAGGCUGGUGCUCCCAGGCUAUCCUGAUAUGAGCAAUCCUAUUGUUAAUAUUGAAGAAAAUGCUCCUGGAAAAUAUCAUGUCUACCAGCCUGGAUACACUAACAUAUCUCUCCCCUUUGUGGUACCCUUUGAGUUUCGGAAAACAUCUGAUUCUUCAAGGGGACCACUUUUAAAUGCGAUGGAGAUAAACAAGUAUCUGGAGCGGAAUGAUGGUUCCAUAGAUGGGGCAGUUAUUGCAGGUGUAAUUUCACUUUUCUCAUCAGCUGACUGGACUCAAGAAGGUGGUGACCCAUGCCUGCCUGUCCCAUGGUCAUGGGUGCAGUGUAACUCAGAUCCACAGCCAAGUAUUACUGUCAUCCGCUUAUCUAGCAAGAAUCUGACUGGUAACAUUCCUUCAGACUUGUCCAAAUUGAGCAAUUUAAUUGAGUUAUGGCUUGAUGGGAAUUCACUGACUGGUCAAAUACCUGAUUUUAGUGGAUGCACAAAUUUGAAGAUCAUUCAUCUUGAGAACAAUCAGUUGAUGGGUGAGCUACCUUUGUCUUUGGGGAACCUACCAAAUCUGAGGGAAUUGUAUGUGCAGAAUAAUAUGUUAUCUGGAACAGUGCCCUCAGUUCUCCUGGACAAAAACUUGGUCUUCAACUUCUCCGGAAACAUUAAUCUUCACGAAUGGGCCAGAAAAACUAUGCACCUCUAUAUUGUCAUUGGUUCAUCAGUUGGAGCUGCUAUACUGCUAAUAGCUGCUGUUGUAUCUUGCCUAUUCAUGCACAAAGGGAAGGAAAAACAUUACAAUCAAGGCCAACUGCGGCAACCCCUGCCCAUUCAAAGGCCAGUUUCUGCCUUGAAUGAUGCUCCCUCGGAAACUGCACAUUGCUUCACAUUAUCAGAUAUUGAAGAUGCUACAAACAUGUUUGAGAAGUCAAUUGGUUCAGGGGGAUUUGGAGUUGUAUACUACGGGAAAAUGAAAAAUGGAAAGGAAAUAGCUGUCAAAGUUCUAACCAGUAAUUCCUAUCAAGGAAAACGGGAAUUUUCAAAUGAAGUGAUUCUUCUUUCAAGGAUACAUCACAGGAACCUAUUAGAGUUUCUCGGAUAUUGUCAAGAGGAAGGAAGAAGUAUACUUGUUUACGAGUACAUGCAAAAUGGAACCUUGAAGGAACAUCUUUAUGGUGCAUUGACAUGUGAGCGAAGCAUUAACUGGAUCAAACGCCUUGAAAUUGCUGCAGAUGCUGCAAGAGGAAUUGAAUACCUUCACACAGGCUGUAUUCCAGCUAUUAUCCACAGAGAUUUAAAAAGCAGCAAUAUUCUUCUUGAUAAACACAUGAGAGCAAAGGUUUCAGAUUUUGGUCUUUCAAAACUUGCCACAGAUGGAACCUCUCAUGUCUCCAGUGUUGUACGAGGCACUGUAGGAUAUCUGGAUCCUGAGUAUUAUAUCUCCCAACAGUUAACAGACAAAAGUGAUGUUUAUAGUUUUGGUGUCAUUCUUUUGGAGCUGAUAUCUGGUCAGAAAGCCAUAUUUGACGAAAGCUUUGGUGGUAAUUGCCGCUACAUAGUCCAAUGGGCAAAGCCACACAUCGAGAGUGGCAACAUCCAAGGAAUCAUAGAUCCCUCUCUACAGGAUGAAUAUGACAUGCAGUCAAUGUGGAAAAUUGCAGAAAAAGCUUUAAUGUGUGUCCUGCCUCAAGGACACAUGAGGCCGUCAAUCUCAGAUGUACUCAAAGACAUUCAAGAUGCUAUCUUAAUCGAAAGGAAAGCCACAACCAUUAGAGAAGGUAACUUGGAUGACAUGUCAAGAAAUUCUGCUUGUUCUCCUCUCAGUAUUGAUUCACUGGAUCUAACAGCUGAAGAUGAAUCUAUCCUACGACCAACUGUCCGCUAACGGGCUACAUACAUGGAUAGAGAUAGCAAUUCAACUUGCAAAAUCGGGUCUCUCACCUGCCCCUAUGUGAAGAGAGAAGAGAUUUUCCAAUAAAGAUGGAGAUAAAAAUAAUUAAAAUCCCUACUACAAGUAGGGACAAGAUGGGGAUGAAGAUAAAUAUAUUUCAGAGUCAUUCCUUUUCUUGGUUCGUCUCCUUGUUUACAUAUUUCUUAAAUCUUUACAUAUUGAAUCAAGACAAACCAUUUUGAAUAUUAGUUUUGAUCAGACUGGUUAGGCCGUUUUAAUUGGUCAAUCCAAUUGAAGUUUCAGUUUUGUAUAAAAAUCUGAAAAAAUUAUGUUCGAUUA